AUGAGCGUCAGAGCCACAGUAAGCAGCGAGCUGUUUGAUGACUACAUCCGCCGCACCAGGGAGCAGCACGGGUACACGCCCUUUGAGUACUGGGUGCCCCCGAAGACGCUGCCAGCCCGUGCGUUGAGAAAGUUCAACAGCAAGGAGUUCCUCAACAGGUCGAGCGAGUCGCAGAGGCGGGUCGCUUCGCGUCAGCCCGGAGUCCACCGUCGCUCGCAGCCGCGGCCUAAGACGGCGCAGCGUCGCCAGAUGCACGAGAUGAGGGAGGCCAGGAUGCAGAGGCAGCGGCGGCAGCGCCUUCAGAGGCUGGAGCAGCAGCAGCUAGAGCGGGAGCAGCAGAUAGAACUGGAGGAACCGCAGCAGCAGCAGCAGCAGAAAGACCUGCGGCCUAAGAACUCGUCUGCAGAUUCUUCUAGCCGCGAUUCUGCAGUGGUUCUUGAUCCUGUGGAAGAGACCGCCUCCUACGAGCCUGUGUGGCAGGAGUGGCCCUCUUCCGUACCGCCGACUUACCAGGACGUCGUGAGGAUAAGGCGCGGUGCAGACAUGGCGCCUAUCCCGGCGAGUGUCAUGGACGAGAAGAGACUGCUGGCCGCUGCUGCUGAGUCGGUGCGUAUCGUCGACGAGCACCCCGCCCUAAGAGGUAGUGGUGCCAACAGUUUUGAGGAACACCCCGCUCUCAGAGGUGGUGGUUCCGAGGGUAUUGUCUCGGAUGGCACACACAACGCAGCCAGGGGCUCGUGGUUUCGUCGGGACCAUCCAGCCAGCGACGAGGAAUCAACCAAGAAGGGCUUCAGGGGAUGGAGCAGACGCACCACGGCACUCGUCGUCGCACUGGCGGUUAUUGGUCUUGUAAUCGUUAUUGUAGUUCCUGUGGUUAUUACGACGGAGCAACAUAAAAAUAGAUAUCCCGACUAUUUCAAGAUCAACUACACCCUCACAGAAACCUAUUCAGGAGAAAACUUUUUUGAUAAGUUCAGCUACUACAGCGGGGACGAUCCAACCCACGGCUUCGUAAAAUACGUGACGCGCGAGGAAGCCAAGAUCUACAAUCUCACCUCUACCUCCAGCACAUCUGCCAUCCUGCGCGUCGACAACACGUCGAGCCCCUACACCUUCCCCGACGUCGCCGAGGGCCGCAUGUCGGUCCGCGUCGAGUCGAAGCGGCAGUACGACCGCGGGCUGUUCAUCUUUGACGUCAAGCACACGCCGUUUGGCUGCGGCACUUGGCCGGCGCUGUGGCUGGCGGGCCUGACCAGGUGGCCGCGCGACGGCGAGAUCGACGUCAUGGAGGCCGUGAACCGCGCCACCGAUGGCAACCUGCAGUCGCUGCACACGUCGGGCGGCUGCUCCAUGGAGGGCGUCAGGCGCAUCAUGACGGGCGCCGCCGCCAAGGCCGACUGCUACAGCGGCGGCGAGGACAACACCGGUUGCAACGUCCGCGGCGACGGGAACGAUACCUUUGGGUCUGGGUUCAACAAGGCCGGUGGUGGUCUUCUUGCCGUCGAGCUGCGCGACGAGGGCAUCAGGACCUGGCAGUUCACCAGGGCCAAGGUGCCGGCUGAUGUCGAGGUCGGCACUCCAGAUCCCAGCGGCUGGGGUCCCGCCAUGGCGGACUUCCCCAGCACCGAGUGCAACAUUGGGGAGCACUUUAGGAACCAGAGUAUCAUUCUCAAUAUCUCGCUGUGCGGUGACUGGGGGGAUAAGGCGUACGCCGGUUCUGGUUGUCCGAUGAAUUGCUCCGAUUUUGUCGCAACAAACCCAUCCGCUUUCACGGAUGCGUUCUGGGAGUUUGGUGCCUUCAGGGUUUAUGAGCCCAUUAAGAAGUAAUAUCAAUGGUGAUGAAUAAUGACCUUUUUUUUUUUUGGUUCUAAUGGUUGAUUAUAAAAGUUAU
Molecule: messenger RNA, 1891 nt
Organism: Pyricularia grisea
Lineage: Eukaryota; Fungi; Ascomycota; Sordariomycetes; Magnaporthales; Pyriculariaceae
Exons: 5
Coding region: 1-1827 (608 amino acids)
Biological process (GO): glucan catabolic process
Molecular function (GO): hydrolase activity, hydrolyzing O-glycosyl compounds
Source: RefSeq, a predicted model, not a curated record